Messenger RNA from Pimephales promelas (fathead minnow), 1040 nucleotides. It is a transcript of the gene dnase1, whose product is annotated as deoxyribonuclease I. The record is from RefSeq and is a predicted model, not a curated record. Gene Ontology annotation, biological process: DNA catabolic process. Gene Ontology annotation, molecular function: DNA binding; deoxyribonuclease I activity. Gene Ontology annotation, cellular component: nucleus. Lineage: Eukaryota; Metazoa; Chordata; Actinopteri; Cypriniformes; Leuciscidae.
UAUAUCCCCAGAGAGAGAGACUUGCUGAGGUAGAGUAUAUAAAGGCUCCUUAGUGGUGCAAAAAGGCUUCCUUUCUCCCCGUUCUCACGGCACAAAUGAAUGCAGAAAUCAGCAGCAGCAUGAAGAUUAUUAUCACUUUAAAUCUGCUCCUGAUAUCCAUCCACAUUGGAAACUCGCUUUUGAUCGGAGCAUUUAACAUCAAAACCUUUGGGGACUCAAAAGCAUCCAAUGCCACUCUGCUUGACAUCAUUACCAAAGUAGUUCACCGCUAUGACAUUGUACUCAUCCAAGAGGUGAGAGACAGUGAUCUCUCUGCAACGAAUAAACUGAUGGAAAGUGUAAAUGGAGGUUCCUCUCCAUAUGAGUAUCAGCACAUUGUAAGUGAGCCCUUGGGUAGAAGCACUUACACAGAGAGAUAUCUCUUUAUUUACAGGCGCCAGACAGUGUCGGUUUCAAACAGCUUCCAGUAUGAUGAUGGAUGUGAAUCCUGUGGAACUGAUACUUUCAACAGAGAACCCUUUGUUGUGAUGUUCUCCUCUGAUACAGCUGUCCGGGACUUUGCCCUCAUUCCCCAGCAUACAUCUCCAGAAGUCGCUGUGCAGGAAAUCGAUGCUCUGCAUGAUGUUGUCUUGGAUACUAGACAACGUUUGAACACAAAUAACAUCAUGCUUUUGGGAGACUUCAAUGCUGGCUGUAGCUACGUUUCAAAUUCGAAUUGGUCAAAUAUUCGACUCCGCACUGACCAAAGCUACACCUGGCUCAUCCCUGACAGUGUGGACACAACCGUCACAAACACAAACUGCCCUUAUGACAGGAUUGUGGCCACCCCUGACAUGAUGAAAGGAGUGUCCCCUGGAUCAGCACAGGUCUUUGACUUCAUGGAAACCCAUGGAUUGAGCCAGAGCUGGGCCCUGGCAGUGAGCGAUCACUUUCCAGUUGAGGUCAAGCUCAUGUGAAAAAGAGAUCAAGGUUGUUCCCUCACAGCAGAUACACACUGCUUGUAACACUUGGUGGGAAUAAAAAGAAAUCAUUUGCUUCAA